CCCUUGUCUUCGGUCCUCCCAAGCUCUGUAGCUGGUCUGGGACUCGCAGGUGACUUAACAAGAUGGCGCGUGUGUUGACGUCCAUGGCCGGGGCUGCAAGGGCCAUAGGACAUUUUUCAAGAUUCCCAACUCCAGUUCCAGCAGUGAGAACUUUUUCUGCGUCACAGUCCUUGCAUCGGGUGGCAGGUCCUGUAUGGAACCUUGGUCGACUCAAUCAUGUAGCCAUUGCAGUGCCAGAUUUGGAAAAGGCCACAGGAUUUUAUAAGAAUAUUUUGGGGGCCCAGGUAAGUGAGGUGGUCCCUCUUCCUGAACAUGGAGUGUCUGUUGUUUUUGUCAACUUGGGGAAUACCAAGAUGGAACUGCUUCAUCCACUGGGAAAUGACAGUCCAAUUGCAGGUUUUCUGCAGAAAAACAAGGCUGGAGGAAUGCAUCACAUCUGCAUUGAGGUGGAUAAUAUAAAUGCAGUUAUGAUGGAUUUGAAAAAAAUGAAGAUCCGUAUUCUAAGUGAAGAGGUCAAAAUAGGAGCACAUGGAAAACCAGUUAUUUUUCUCCAUCCUAAAGACUGUGGGGGAGUUCUUAUAGAAUUGGAACAAGCUUGAUUUAUAUUUGCAAGAAAAUUAAUUGCCCUGAAAACCCUUUAUCAAACACUAUCAAAAUGUAUUAUGACCAGAUAAAUGAGAGUUUAUACUCCAUUUAUGUAUGAUGUGUUAAAAUGCAUUCUACUGUCAUGUAUAACUAAUUAGAACAAAUUAAAAAAAGAAAAAUAUAUAUUAUGGUACUGCUUCCAAAGUUAUAGACUAAAUUACAGAAAUAUUAAAAGUAUGUACACAUAUGUACAUAACAUGUGUAAAUUGGAUUUGGAGAAAACCUUGAUUACUAAAUGCUUAGAACGUUGUUGAAAUCAUGUUCAUAGAAAUGAAUUACUCCUGUUUAAAAUGGUAAUUGAGUAUAGUAUGUUAUCUGUUUAAAGGGUGUGGAUGUGGCUGUGUGAAGCAGAUUAGAUGUACAAAGGUGUUAUGAAAGUGUACUUGACAGUUACAUACCUACAUAUUUGAGAUAAAGCUGUUUUCUAGAAUGUUUAGAACUAUUUCUAAUUUUAAAAAAAAUUUCCAAAGUCCAUUAUUUAUUUUUAAACUAAAAAUUGUUUUGCUUUUUAUUUUUUAACUUUUAACACAUAAUUGUACAUAUUAAUGGGGCUCAGUUGAUAUUUUCAUACCUGCCCACAGUGUGCACUGUCCAAUUCAAUUUCUCUUUUUCCACACUCUCCCUUCUUCACCUUUACCAGACCCUAUUCAUUACUAUUCUACUUUCAGUUGACUUUUUUUAGCUUCCACAUAUGAAAGAACAUUAAAUACAACUAUCCCACUUCUGAGUAAAUAGCCAAAGGAAAUUAAAGCAUACAAAAGAGAUACCCCUGUCCCCUUAUAUAUUGCAGCACUAUUCACAAUAGCUAAGGUAUGGAAUUAAGCCUAGGUGCCCAUCAAUAGAUGAAUGGAUAAAGAAAAUGUCA
Molecule: messenger RNA, 1510 nt
Organism: Sciurus carolinensis (gray squirrel)
Lineage: Eukaryota; Metazoa; Chordata; Mammalia; Rodentia; Sciuridae
Product: methylmalonyl-CoA epimerase, mitochondrial-like
Exons: 3
Coding region: 63-599 (178 amino acids)
Biological process (GO): L-methylmalonyl-CoA metabolic process
Cellular component (GO): mitochondrion
Molecular function (GO): methylmalonyl-CoA epimerase activity
Source: RefSeq, a predicted model, not a curated record